Exaiptasia diaphana is the source of this 4343-nucleotide messenger RNA. Its product is annotated as Fanconi anemia group D2 protein. Gene Ontology annotation, biological process: mitotic intra-S DNA damage checkpoint signaling; interstrand cross-link repair; homologous chromosome pairing at meiosis. The coding region runs from base 1 to 4164 and encodes 1387 amino acids. The transcript has 44 exons. NCBI's taxonomy places the organism in Eukaryota, Metazoa, Cnidaria, Anthozoa, Actiniaria, Aiptasiidae. Gene Ontology annotation, molecular function: DNA polymerase binding. The record is from RefSeq and is a predicted model, not a curated record. Gene Ontology annotation, cellular component: nucleus; condensed chromosome.
AUGGCCAAGUCGUCUCUGUCAGAGGUUGGAUUGAAUGAUUUCCUUGUAAUCGAACUGGAUCAGCAUCAAAGCAGUGAUUAUUCGUCUGAGGAUAUACAGGAAUAUUUGAAAACAUUAUCAAAGAUUGCUACACCACCCAUUGCAAAUAUGCUUCUAGAGAAACUACCAGAGUUAAUGGAUGAUGACAAUAGGUAUGGAUCCAACAKUGAAAGUAACACUGCAAGAUUGAUCAUGAAUCAGUUUAGAUGGCUAGAUAGAAUUGURAAAAGCAAAGAUCUUACAGAGAAAAUGCUUGAAAUGGUGUCCAUCACAGCAUCAAAUGUACAACAUGAGAUCAUUACUUGUCUWCCUGAAGUUGUUGAUGAUGCUGAACAUUCUGAGGUUGCAAGACAGUUGAGGGAGAUUUUGCUGCAGAAUACAAACCUUGCAGUCCCUAUUCUUGAUGCUUUAUCUAAUCUGAAUCUUAGACAAGAGCUUCUUGCUGAGGUGCGAGUAUCUGUACUGCAAAUGUUACCAUCAGCAAAGCUAGAAGAUCUUCCAGUCAUCACCAAAUUYAUCCUUCAGUCUGUGUCUGACAAUGAUGCAUUUGAGGUGAUCAAUGAAUUAAGAAGCAACCUUGACUUCAAUUCCCUUUUGCCACCACAGUCUUCUUCUACACCACUGAACCCUAGAAAUUCAAAGGAAAGUGCCUCAGGAAGUACUGCAAAGAGUGGCAAACUCCUUACAUUAGAUUCUAUUCGUUCUGGUAUUCGAUUCCAGAAGUCAGUAGCUGAAGGAUGGUUGAAGGCUAUAGAUUCUAUCAAUUCAUCAGCAUCUCAAAAGGUGAUCAAUGAAUUAAGAAGCAACCUUGACUUCAAUUCCCUUUUGCCACCACAGUCUUCUUCUACACCACUGAACCCUAGAAAUUCAAAGGAAAGUGCCUCAGGAAGUACUGCAAAGAGUGGCGAACUCCUUACAUUAGAUUCUAUUCGUUCUGGUAUUCGAUUCCAGAAGUCAGUAGCUGAAGGAUGGUUAAAGGCUAUAGAUUCUAUCAAUUCAUCAGCAUCUCAAAAGGUGAUAGAUCUCUUUGUCUUACUGAUUCUCCAUUCUACUGGUAAUCGUAAGAAGAAUGUUGAAAGCCUGUUCAGGAAUAAGAUUAAGAUGGGACAUUUUACAGUGGACAUGCUUGCUUCAGCCUUCACCUCACAUUCACAGGUCUUAAGAGAAUACUUUACCAAUAUCCURUCUCUUGGUGAGGUGCUGUUGAGGUCUCCAGAUCCAGCUGUGUGUUCAUAUGCRUGUGCAAUCUACCGCCAUGCAUUUGUUGCAUUUGAUCUAUAUUGCCAGCAGGGUAUUUUAGACUAUUUGGACAACCUUACUCUCAGUCAAAUUAGGAAGGUUUUCUCAAUGCUUAGUACCUUGGCGUUCAGUAGCCGCCGUGAAGGUGCCAUGAUUCAGGAUGAUGUCCAUAUAGUCAUCAGAAAACAGCUUUCAAGUGACUGUCCCAAGUACAAAAGAAUAGGUAUCAUUGGUGCUGUGAUGAUUGUGCGCAGCAUGGCAAGAAACAGGUCUGAUGAUAGUGAUGAGACAAUGUCCACAGCCUCACAAUACCAUUCCACUAUUAGUAAUGAUUUAUACAAACAGAUUGUUCAUCUUCUCGAGAUGGUGCGUGCUAGUGUCAACCGUGUCCCUGAAGCAGCAGCCUUGUUCUAUGACGAACUUACAAGGGUCAUUGAACAAGGUGAUGUCGAUAGGAAAAUCAAGAACUGGAUAAGUGAAACAGUUGUAUCUGACUUCCAAGAUGAUUUCCUUGUUGACAGGGAAGCUCCACUUCCUGUUGACACUCUUCCUAUUGAGCAUGUUUAUGGACUAGACGAAGCAGAAGAAGGAAGCAUUGCUUUGAAUAUGCUUCCUUUGCUGUUGGCAGCUAAUUCUAAGAAAGCACACGCCAAUGAAAGUUCUUCAGUCGCCUCUCUUGUGUGUUUGGCACCUCACUUCCGGCUUCUGCGAAUCUGUGAACAAAGUCAACAUAAUGAUGAACUGGAGGGUAUCGAUGCUUUGCUGGGCUGUCCUCUCAUUAGUUUUAAACCCAGCAUGCUUGACAAUCUACACAACUUGACACAAGCUGAUAGGGAAGUUAUUUGUGGGGCUUUGUUCUACACAGUGAACUGGUUUAUUGAGCUUAUUAAUGGAUUUUCCACUCAAAGUGACCCUGAAAUGCGGGGCAAGACACUGACGCGUCUCAACGAUAUCACAUGCUUGUACAAAAAUAUAGAGACCGUGCUCACAGCGACACCGACCUUUUCUCCGUCGCUGGCAACCUUUGACUGUGAAAGCCCAGCUCCCCUUCGACCACAACCCGCUACUAAAGGAAAGCGGCCAAGAAAGCAAGCUAAAGGAAAUGACACAAAGAAGCUUGAUGAAACCAUAGAAAAGGUCGAUAAGGAGAACGAUAAAGAACUUGAUGCGUCGAGCAUAGCAGCGACUGCUGAGAAGACUGAUAAACGUGCAAGUAAAGCUGAUAAAGGGACAUCGUUUACUAUGGCACAAUGCAGACCUUAUCUCAGAGAACUUGAUUUAAACGUGUUUAAUCUUCUCAAAUGUGGCUUUGUAACGCGAUCUGUUCUCGACUCUGAUAUGAACACCGAGGAGAAAACUAUACUUCGUAUUCAAGCGCCACACCUCUUCUUUCUCCUUGAUGACUUGUCGAGAAAACUUAACCAUUCAUUAUCAGCAUCAGCCUCGUCUCGAAGGUCAUUUCUAAAGGCACGUCACGACAAACAAGUAGGAUUCUCCAACCUGUCGAGACACUCAGCAAGGGAGUUUGCUAAGUACAUGGUAGACCUGCUGCCAACGUUGUGUGAACAUCUUGAAUCAACCAGCGCUUUCUUUCAGACGAUGCUUGUCGCUAACGAUGGCAUGGUAGAUGGUCCUGGUAGUAACACAGAAGAAGCUUCAACAAUGAGCCAAUGUUAUCAUCUCCUCUUCAGCUGCUUUCAAACUCUGUUUUCAUGGAAUGGUUUUCUUGUGAGUAGUAACCUUGAAUUGUACAAAAGAGCGUUAACUGUUCUCUCAUCACGAACAAAGCUGUCAUCGACUACACAAGCUGGACUGCAAGACUUGCUAAAACAAUCCUUUCAUUACCUGGAACAGUUCGCAAGCACCAUUACCGACAUGGCUACCGCAUUAACACUAACUAAGCUGCUUGUAGUUAUAAGUGAAAGAGCUGACAAUAAUGAGAUAAACACUGCUAUUGCUGAACUGACUGGUGGUUUCCUUAAGAAAGACUGGAUCAAGAGAAACGGGGAAAAGGAGAGCRGCCCCAAGUACAACGAAGCUUUGCAAUAUCUAUUGAGGUUUUACCUAUCAUUCUCCGAGGAUCCUAUGCCUUCACUUGAGGAGAUCUCAGCCGGAGCAUUUACAGAACUCAUCAAUGAGGAGAACGAUGGUGUGUCGACGUCAUAUCCGACGUUAACAAGGGCAACAGUACCAUCAUUCUAUCGUGGAAUUCUUGAAGAGUUAAUAUCAUAUCUUAAGCUGACACAAAGUACACCCAUUAAACGAACGGACAUGGACCAGGCAAAACAAAGAUUAACGCAGCUGAACAUAAUCGUCCGAGAGUUCCAUAUCAUCAUCAAUCUAGUGAAGGUUUUUGAACAGCGCCAAGUCUUAUCGUCCGCUUUGAAGUUUGGUCGUGUCUUUGUUGAAACGUUUCUUAGAAUUGGUAUGCCUGUACUAGACCAAAUGCUGAGGUCCGAAAAGGACACUGUACAUGGUUUACUGAAGAACCUACAGCAGAGUACCAGAUGUUUGCAACAUUUUUGUGGACAUACAAAGGUUGCAAAAGACAUAGCGCUAACUAACCAUGUACCAGCUGUUAAGAAGACUCUCGAACUUUUUGUGUUUCGUGUGAAGGCAAUGUUGGCUCUCAAUGAAUGCCAUGAAGCGUUCUGGAUGGGAAACCUGAAGAAUCGUGAUAUUCAAGGGCAAGAAAUCCUCUCACAACAGUCGACAAAGGACGACGACGAUAAAGGUGAUGAUGAUGAUGAAGAAGAAAUGGACAUCGAUAAGGACGAUGAAGAGGAAGAUGAGGAGGGUGACAACGCCGAAGCUGAAAGUGUGGCAAGCCACGACACAGGUGGCGAUGAAAACGAUGAUGAUGACUCAUGCAGUGAGGUGUUUUAAAAGUUGCCACAAAACAGUAUCCAGAAGAGAACCUUGAAAGCUGUUUGUCGUCCUAACGUUCAAAAAGAAGCCAGUCAGAAUCAUUCUAAAGUCUCUCAAAGGAGGCGGGGUAAAUCCUUACUUGGAUUAAAAACAUUCCUGUCAAAUAAAGUACUUAUAUCAUACAGUUAAGUCGUAUA